AUGCAGGGCCGGAUGUUCCAUACUUGGGGCUGGCUGAAGCUGGGCGCCGGGCCUCUGAAACCCUUUCCUACUCGGACUACCUUGUGCCGGAAGGUUGCGGGUGACGAAUCUCCCGAGCGGGCUCAGAGCCCGACUCCGGACUUCGUGCGCCCCCUGCUGGCUCGGCUUGGCUCCCCUCAGUACCCCGGCUUCGCGGCAGCGGCCGGAUCUCAGAUCCGGGGAAACCCUACCGGGGGAACCUCGGGGCGUGACGUCAUCGUCCUCGGUCCCGCGCGGCUCCGGCAGAAUCGGCGCGCCCUAGAGCUGGAGCCACUGGAGCUUGAGGGUAGCCUGGCCGGGAGCCCCCCGGGCCUGGCGCCGCCGCCGCCACCGCACCGCGGCCGCCUGGAGGCGCCGGCGCACUCGCAUCCGCACGUGCACGUGCACCCGCUCCUGCACCACGGGCCCGCGCCGCCGCACACGCACCCACACCCGCACCACCACGCGCUUCCGCACCCCCCGCCGCCUCACCUCGCGGUGCCGCCGCGGCCCUGGAGCUACCCGCGCCAAGCGGAAUCGGACAUGUCCAAGCCACCGUGUUACGAAGAGGCGGUGCUGAUGGCCGAGCCGCCACCGCCCUACAGCGAGGUGCUCACGGACACUCGCGGCCUCUACCGCAAGAUCGUGACACCCUUUCUGAGCCGCCGCGAUAGCGCGGAGAAACAGGAGCAGCCGCCACCCAGCUACAAGCCGCUUUUCCUGGACCGGGGGUACACCUCAGCGCUGCACCUGCCCAGCGCCCCACGGCCCGCGCCGCCCUGCCCUGCUCUCUGUCUGCAGGCCGACCGCGGCCGCCGAGUCUUCCCGAGCUGGACCGACUCAGAGCUCAGCAGCCGUGAGCCCCUGGAGCACGGAGCUUGGCGCCUGCCGGUCUCCAUCCCCUUGUUCGGGAGGACUACAGCCGUAUAGAGGGGCGCCCGGCGUCCCGGGCCCCACCGGCGGACUCCUGGCCUGACUGCGGGGCUUUUUAAAUGCUUCUCUUGGACUGCGGGGAGGGGUGGGGGGAGGGAGGGAUUUCUUACCCCGUUUGUUACAUUUUGAGGAUAAUAAAGGUGUGUGAUCUGGUUUGGUAAAA
Galeopterus variegatus (Sunda flying lemur) is the source of this 1114-nucleotide messenger RNA. RefSeq names its product proline rich 7 (synaptic) (gene PRR7). The transcript is spliced from 5 exons. The coding region runs from base 1 to 948 and encodes 315 amino acids. NCBI's taxonomy places the organism in Eukaryota, Metazoa, Chordata, Mammalia, Dermoptera, Cynocephalidae. The record is from RefSeq and is a predicted model, not a curated record.